UUUAGUAUGAAGUUUCUCAUAUUUAUUACUUCUGUUUCCCAUAUUCUGGGAAUCUGGGCGUUUCCCAAAGAAUCUGAUAUUGUUAAAAGUGAAGAGAGGAUUAUCGGAGGAAACCCAACCACUAUAGAAGAGUUUCCGUAUAAUGCACAGUUAUAUGUUUCUUUUCAAUUUUGGUGCGGCGCUUGCAUUAUUUCACCAAAAUGGGCCCUCACCGCAGGGCAUUGUACUUAUCAACAAAGUACAAGUAACGUUUCAUUACGUGUCGGUGCAACCGAGUAUAAUCAAACUGCAAAUGAACCAGUCACUCUAGCUGAGAUAUAUCUUCAUCCGUUGUACAACGAUGCAACGCUAGACUACGACAUGAGCAUUCUCCUUCUGAAUGAACAUCUGAUAUUUGGAAAAAGAAUUGCUGCAAUUGCUUUACCACCAUGCAACGUAGUUUUACCUGCUGGAACAAUGGCUACCGUUUCUGGUUGGGGUCGUUUAGCAUAUGAAGGUGACGAUCCAACACAACUGCAGGAAGUGACUGUGCCAAUCGUUACGAAUGAAGAAUGUGCUAUAAGUUAUAGUAACGAUACGGGAGUUUAUGUUACUGAUAGAGUUUUAUGUGCUGGUUAUGAAGAAGGAGGCAGAGGCGGUUGCAAUGGUGAUUCUGGAGGGCCACUGACAGUGAAUGGUGUACUGUACGGAUUGGUUUCUUCCGGUGUAGGUUGUGCUGAAGCCGGAUUUCCGGGAACCUAUGUCAAUGUUUCAAGUCUACGUUCCUACAUCGCAUCAGUUACAGGGCUUUAG
Molecule: messenger RNA, 792 nt
Organism: Agrilus planipennis (emerald ash borer)
Lineage: Eukaryota; Metazoa; Arthropoda; Insecta; Coleoptera; Buprestidae
Product: trypsin-1-like
Exons: 4
Coding region: 7-792 (261 amino acids)
Biological process (GO): proteolysis
Molecular function (GO): serine-type endopeptidase activity
Source: RefSeq, a predicted model, not a curated record